UCGAUUUUUAUGUUUCCCGCUAAAAAAGCCCUAGUUCCGCUAUGGAAUCUUUACAAGUUCACGAUUCUUUAGAUCCCCUUGGGAUUUUUCGGUCCUCGUUCUUGUCGUCGUCCAUUUCCUAGGUUUUCCGGUUCUCUUUGGAUUACCCGCUUUUGUUCUUCCUAUUUGUUCUUGUGCUGGAGAGAUAACUAUAAAAUGGGAUCUAUAAAUGGCUGUAGGGUUCGUUGCUCGUCGUCGAUGGCUGGAUGGUCGAUGGUAGCGGACGAGGAUGCCGCCGAUUCUUGCAAAACCUCGAAGAAUCUCCAAGUGAAUAAGUCUCCUGAAGCCGUUAACUACCCAGAUUCUAGAGUGUUGGGGUUUGAAAAGAAGAUUGAGGAACUCGCCUCCUUGUUCCAACGCUUACUCGAAUCUUUCAUCGGCGAGUUUUGUUCGGCAGAUAGUCUUCCGCCGAUGACCGGCGACAGGAGAGCCGUCAAUUUGUUCAUUCUUUUCGUGAACGUGAGUCACAGAGGCGGUUUUGAUGCUGUUGCUUCAUGGGAUGAAGUUGCUCAAGAGUCUGGAUUAGGGUUUAAUAACUCAGCAUCUGCGAAAUUGAGCUAUGCCAAGUAUCUUGAUGCACUUGCUCGAUGGCUGAACAGAGUUAUUGCAGGUGAUACCGAAGGUACUAGCGUGGAGCUGUCUGGGAUCUCGGAUGUUUUGCUGCGUAAACUUAAAGAUUUUCUAUCUCAAGUGAAAAUGAACUAUGAGCUGUGGAAAGGUGAGGCUGCAAUGGAGUCAGGCGCAGAGCUUAAAUGGUUUAUAUCAAAAACCAAGAGAAGAUAUGAUAAGUACCAAACUGGUGAUUCUAAUACGAGUGAUAAGUGUCUGGAGAAACUUAUGAACCUUGGUACUGGUAACAAGGAAUGCUUUUCGCCUGGGAAGAGAAAACGGGAAUGUCCUUUAGAGACAUUGGAAUGGUUAAGCGAGGUUGCCAAGGAUCCAUGUGACACAUCUAUUGGUACUUUGCCAGAUAGAUCAAAGUGGGAAUCUUAUGCAAGUGAAGAGCCAUGGAAACAACUUCUUCUGUUUAGGGCCUCAAGAACAAAAACUGAUCCAGCUUGUGAAAAGACUUGGCAGAAACUCCAGAAGAUGCAUCCAUGUCUGUAUGAAGAUAGUGCUGGGCCUAGUUACAAUCUAAGAGAGAGACUAAAUUUCGAUGGGAGUCAGUUAAAUGAGAAGAAACCUGGGAAAGGCAAGAUAUCUUCAGAGAAUGGCUCGGCUUCAAACAGUUCAGAUGAGGAGGAUAGACCAGGUGCUCUAGUUGGUUCAGGCUAUCAAGCUGAGGUACCUGAGUGGACUGACAUCAGAUCUGAAAGCAAUGCAAAAUGGUUGGGCACUCGGAUUUGGCCACUGAGCAAAGAUCAAAACAACAGUAAUCAUCUUAUUGAAAGAGAUCCAAUUGGAAAAGGAAGACAAGAUUCUUGUGGCUGCCAAAAUCGAGGUUCUGUUGAAUGUGUCAGAUUUCAUAUCACUUCAAAACAGGAGAAACUGAAGCUUGAACUUGGUUCAGCUUUCUACAUGUGGUGUUGUGAUACUAUGGGUGAAGGUGCGCUGCAGUAUUGGACAGACAUAGAACUGGAGAAGGUAAAGUCUUUGAUGACUUUUCCACCCACACUUAGCCCAUCAUUCUUCGACGAGCUCAAGAUUAUGCUUCCUUCAAAGAGCAGAGGAAAGAUUGUGAGCUACUUCUACAACGUGACCCUUUUGCAGUUUAGAGCAAAUCAGAGUAGAAUCACACCUGAGGAGGUAGACAGUGAUACUGAUCAGCUCUACAACCUUGCAACAGCGAAUGAAGAUCCAACCCCGGAAGCAAACACAUCUCAGAAACCCGUCCUGCUUACGCCUAAGAAAAAGAGGCGUCGAUAGAGAGAGCACCCUGUUGAGAUUUAAGUUGGAGCAGUUGUUUUUUUUUUCCUCUUCUUUUUUUUUUCUUCUUUCAAUCUCUUUUUUGGAGGCAUCUAUUGCCAUUGAAACUGCUUUAAACUCUGGGGGAGGAAAAGUCAUCUAUCGACACACAUCGGCUCAGCAAAUUCUCGUUUUGGUUUUGAGGUAAAUAUACUUCCAUCUCUCCACUCUUUUGAUGAUCCUACACCUACACGAGUAUUCUUUUUGGGUUGGCAUUGAUUAAAAGUCUUUGCCAAAACUGAUGAACUAGAGAGAAGGUUUGUACAACAAGUACAGUGAAAUUUCGGAUUAGUUUGGUGAAUACAAGAGAGGCAAAAUGUAAUUGCUAUUUGGUU
This is a messenger RNA of Eutrema salsugineum, 2279 nucleotides long. Its product is annotated as AT-rich interactive domain-containing protein 1. Gene Ontology annotation, molecular function: DNA binding. The record is from RefSeq and is a predicted model, not a curated record. The transcript is spliced from 2 exons. Bases 196 to 1905 code for a protein of 569 amino acids. Lineage: Eukaryota; Viridiplantae; Streptophyta; Magnoliopsida; Brassicales; Brassicaceae.